This is a messenger RNA of Seriola dumerili (greater amberjack), 3237 nucleotides long. Its product is annotated as histone-lysine N-methyltransferase PRDM9-like. Gene Ontology annotation, molecular function: protein binding; histone methyltransferase activity. Gene Ontology annotation, cellular component: nucleus. Bases 131 to 2956 code for a protein of 941 amino acids. The transcript has 7 exons. The record is from RefSeq and is a predicted model, not a curated record. NCBI's taxonomy places the organism in Eukaryota, Metazoa, Chordata, Actinopteri, Carangiformes, Carangidae.
CGGUCUCGAUUAGUUUUGUUUCUGGCUUCUAAUCCGAGACCAUAUGUUAACGGCCAAAAGCAACCGUUUUGAAUGCUAGUUAGCAAAGUAAUCAGAGGAAUAUAUUCACUGUGAUUUGAAGUCUGCACUCAUGUCGGGCAGGAGCAACGGUGUGGAAUGGGUUGAGACAACCGAAGAGGUUGUUGUUACAGAGGAGUGUCUACCACCUGAUGACAGCACCCCGACAGUGAUACCGGUUUUAGAGCCAGCAGAAACAACAAUCCAGAAGGAACUGGACUCUGUGGGGAAGGAAGAAAACCCAGAGGCGGAUGAUGGCUUUUAUUGCGAGGAGUGUCUGACUCUCUUCCAGGACCAGAGUGACCCGGCUAAUAUUAGUGGCCCUUCUUUCGUUCUUGACUUUCCAACAAGCAUGGGUGUCCCCCAGAGGGCCCUCCUCACUCUUCCCUAUGGUUUGAUGAUAGGCAGAUCUAGUAUUCCCAGGGCGGGUGUUGGGGUCAUAAAUCAUGGACCAAUAGUGUCUCCAGGAAUGCAUUUUGGACCAUAUGAGGGGGAAGUGACAACAAGUGAAAAUGCAAUGGCCAGUGACUUCUCCUGGGAGAUUUGCAAAGGAAAACAUGAGUAUGAGUAUAUUGAUGGUGCCAGAGAAACACACUCAAACUGGAUGAGGUAUGUCAACUGCGCUCGUAAUAAAGACGAGACAAAUUUGCUGGCGGUCCAGUUCAAAGGCAGCGUCCUCUUUCACUGCUGCCGCACCAUACAACCUGGAGACGAGCUCAUGGUGUGGCCCAGCAACAAGCUUCUCACCCAUUUUAGUGAAGCUUGGACCCAGAUGUGGUUUAUGAAGUUGAAUUCAGCAGAGAAUAAUACAACUGCAGAAUCACAGAUCUUCCUGUGCUCCGAAUGUCAGCUGACCUUCACUACAGAGGCCUUUCUCCAGCGACAUACAGAGCACUUCCACUCACAGCCUAUAGAGGACUGUACAACACCUGCCGCUGAGGUAGCUGAACCUGAAAAUCCCACUUCCAAUGCCGACUCAGGUCACUCUGUAGCAUCCCUGGUGGUGUUAUCUGUUGAUCCCGUUGAAGCCAAAACAUGUGGUGAUUGUGGGAAGACUUUCAAGCAAAUGCCUCACCUGAGGAGGCACAAACUUUGUGUUCACUCAAACAAGCGCCCCUACUGCUGCCCACAGUGCAGGCGAACUUUUAGCCAGGCCUCUGGCUUAAUCAGACACCAGCUAGUUCACAGAAAGCAGACUGUGCUAAAAGCCCCUAAUCAAAAGAAAAACUUCAGUGAGAAGACUGAGAGCUUGACACAGAGGUCAGAACUUUUUACAACAGCAGAUCCAGCCGUAGCUGAUGAAACUAAGGACAUGAAUGUAAGUGAGAAAGAUAUGGACGUAACUGAAACUGAGAAUACUUCUGCAGGAGAGGCGGAGAUGUUCCAAUCUAAUUGUACAGACUGUGGAAAAAGCUUCACAAAUGAAGCCUCCCUCAAAAAGCAUAAGGUGACUGUCCAUGAGAGGUUACGUCCAUAUGUCUGCACUGUGUGUCAGAAGUGCUUUGGCCAGUACAACGACCUGACCAGGCACCUGCGGCGUCACCAAAAAGAAAGUAAAAGGAAAGAAAAGUUAAAUGAGGCUCCCGAGGAGCAAAACGCCAUGCCCUUUAGCUGUGCCGAGUGUUCACUGACUUUUUCUUCAGUGGAUACCCUUGAGCAGCACAUCAGUGAGCAUCACUCAGAGGAUACUGCUGUGGAAAAUCAAGAUGGUGAUCCAGUGCCUGCUGAUGAUGAUCAAACCCAUGAUCCUGACUUCAUUCCACAACCCUCAGAAGCCGAAACAGUUGAAUCCAUCCAAAAGCUUCCCUCUCAGAGGCCUCAGCGACUUGGAGCUAGAUCUAGAAUUUCUGCCAUAACCAAGCUCAUUGCUCCAAAACGAAGGGCAGACAUCUGCAAGAAGCCAUUAACCGGCCCGGCUCAGGCUGAGCAGAGCUGCACUGAACCAAAGGCACCUGCUGCCAGAAAUGGAAAGCUAACAAAAUAUAAGUGGUUUAGCUGUAAUCGCUGUAAACGAACAUAUGGAAACCCAGAUGAUCUUAAAGCACACAAAUGCGCUUUGAGACAGCACAAGUGUGGUCAGUGUGGGGCGACUUUUAACAUGUCUGGUUUCCUGAGAAGACAUGAGCAGACAGUGCACGCUAAUGCAAAAUCUUACAGCUGUGAGCGCUGUGAUAAAGUCUUCACUACAUCUGGGAACCUGAAACAGCAUCAGAAGAGCAACACCUGCAUGAAGUAUCACUGCACGUCUGAGCUCCACUCAUGCUCCUUCUGUCAGUUCUCCUUCACGAUGAAGAGCUACCUUAUUAAACACAUCAAGAGGCACCACCCUGUGGAGUAUCUAUCACACUGCGAUUCAGACAACCUGAUGGAUCAGCUGGAGAAUGAGGAAGGGGAAAAGGAGUACACAUGCCCCCGUUGCGGGAAGAGCUGUGCGAGCGCCAAAGCUUUCAAAUCUCACACGUGCUACCAGCAGGUGAAGGUUCUGUACUUGUGCACCGACUGCGGGAAGGGCUUCACCAACCACUACGGUCUGAAGCAGCACCAGCGCAUUCACACAGGAGAGAAACCAUACAGCUGCCCUCACUGCAGCAAAAGCUUCUCGUACACCGGCCAGCUCAACGUUCAUCUCAGGACUCACACGGGAGAGAAGCCGUACCUGUGCACGCACUGCGGAGAGAGCUUUCGGCAGUCGGGAGACCUGAAGCGACACGAGAGGAAGCACACGGGGGUGAGGCCCUACAGCUGCCCCGAGUGCUGCAAAAGCUUCAGCCGCCCGCAGAGUCUCAAAGCUCAUCAAAUGCUUCAUCUGGGACAGAGAAUGUUCAAAUGCACCCAGUGCGGAAAGAGCUUUUCACGAAACUAUCACCUCAGGAGGCACCACCAGAAGAUGCACUUGUAAUCGGAUCACAUUGUUAGGACUUAGCGGAGGCAUUGUGGGAGAGCUGCAGAGAAUUUUUCAAUGUCCUGUACAUAACAUUAUUUAAGCUUCAGUUAGUUUAAAGAUAAAGCACUUCAUAUCCAAACAGAAUUUUUCUGUUUAAAAAUAUAUUUUUCUGUCUUAUGUGAAAGGGAGUGAAUUCAUCCAUUGGAUGGGGUUCCUGCAAAUAACAAAAAAUGUAGAGGAAGAUGCACAGUCACGUAAACAAAUGCUUAUUGUUUCACGUUAACCUGCUUUGAAAU